Messenger RNA from Coccidioides immitis RS, 459 nucleotides. RefSeq lists its product as uncharacterized. The transcript is spliced from 3 exons. The record is from RefSeq and is a predicted model, not a curated record. The coding region runs from base 1 to 459 and encodes 152 amino acids. NCBI's taxonomy places the organism in Eukaryota, Fungi, Ascomycota, Eurotiomycetes, Onygenales, Onygenaceae.
AUGAGGCCUGUCCAAGGUGCCCUGGGCUCUCGCGGUAAAUCAGGUGUCCCCAUACCAAUGAAACAUGCGUAUGUGCUGCAUAUGGGAUCGCAGUGUACGUACAGAGCCUCUCGAAUGCAUUUCUCCGUGUGUUGCAUUUACAAAUUCUUCCGGCAUGCAUCCUGCUCUGCAUGGAUGUGGUGGGCACUCCAUGACCUAAGACACCUAAGACACGAAAGUCCGGCGAAGACCGGCUGGCCGUCGUUCUUGGACAAACCGAGAUACCGAGAACCGGAUAAGAGAGCGAGCGAGGAAGAGAGAGAGAGAAAUAGAGAGAUAAAGCCUGGUGAGAGAACCUACAACUGGCAUCCUAUUGCAACUGCUUCUUGUCGUAUGCGCGAUGGCAACGACGUAAUUGGCCCACCACCACCAACAACAAAGUUAACUGUCCAAGGAAGUUUGCGAGACGCGACAACCUGA